This is a messenger RNA of Menidia menidia (Atlantic silverside), 3017 nucleotides long. The record is from the annotation of a GenBank genome assembly. Lineage: Eukaryota; Metazoa; Chordata; Actinopteri; Atheriniformes; Atherinopsidae.
AUGAAGAAAAAGCCAAAGUAUUCAGCAACACGCCGGCUGCUGCUUAAGUCUAAGCUGCUGAAGAAGGCAGCGUCUAUGCUGGUGGCUGAAAUUGAGGAGAAAAAACUUGAGAAAGAAAGAGCAGUGAGCGAGUCUAUUCCUCCCCUGAAGCUGUCAGGUCUGUCAGUCCAGGAGCUCCAGGAACUAUGCAAAGAGUUACACCGCAAGAUUGACGUCGUAGAUGAGACGCGUUAUGAUAUGGAGAUCAAAGUAGCCAAAAAUGACACCGAGAUCCAGACGCUGAAACUGAAAAUCACUGAGAUGAAGGGUGUAAAGAGGCCCAGCUUGAAGAGGGUGAAGAAAACCACAGAUGAUGUGCUGGGUGCAUACACCGACACUUCCAAACUCAUGAAGGCUGAUUUCAAAGCUAACCUCAAGACAGUGAAGAAAGAUGAAGAAAAGAGGGAAGAAGUGACAGACUGGCGUAAGAACGUGGAGGCCAUGUCCGGCAUGGAGGGCAGGAAGAAGCUAAUCACUGUCAACAAUAAGAAUGGUUUACAUUAUACGAAAAAGUCAAAGAUAUCUGCAUCUCGCAGACUGGCUCUUAAGACCAAGCUGCUAAAAACUGCAACUGUGAUGUUGGAGAAGGAGAAGGAGGAAAAGAGACUGGAGAAAGAUGCCACUCUGAAGGAGAGAGUUCCUCCACUUCAGCUCUCUGGUUUGUCUGUUCAGGACCUUCAGGCUUUGUGCAAAGAACUUCACCAAAAGAUAGAUGUGGCAGAUGAAGAACGCUACGAUAUUGACGCCAAGGUGGCCAAAAACAGCAAGGAGAUAGAGAGUCUGAAUGCGAAGAUUAUCGAGCUGAGGGGUAAGAAGCGGCCUGCUCUCAAGCGGGUGAAGAUCUCAGCCGACGCCAUGCUGGGAGCGCUGCUGGGCGCCAAGGUAAAAGAGUCUGUGGACUUCAAGGCCAACCUGAAGACUGUGAAGAAAGAGGAGGAGAAGAAAAAAUGUAAGAUUUCCUCUUCUCGAAAGCUGGGGCUGAAAAUUAGACUCCUGACAGUUGCGGCUCAAAUGCUGCAGGAGGAAACUGAUCAGAAGAUGAAAGAGAGAGAAGAUACACUGGCUGAAAGACUCCCUCCUCUAAAUCUGUCUGGUCUUUCUUUGCAAGAGCUGCAGGACCUUUGCAAAGACUUGCACCACAAGAUUGACGUUGUAGAUGAAGAACGGUAUGAUAUUGGCCUGAAAGUUUCCAAAAAUGACUUGGAGAUUCAAAACAUGAACAUUAAGAUCACUGAGAUUCAGAGUAAAUUCAAGAAGCCCCACCUGAAGAGAGUCAAGAUCUCAGCUGAAGCCAUGCUGAGCGUUCUGCUGGGCUCCAAACAUAAAGAAUCGAUCGACUUCAAGGCUAACCUUAAAACAGUAAAGAAGGAGGAGGAGAAGAAAGAGGAGGUUACGGACUGGCGUAAGAAUGUGGAGGCCAUGUCUGGAAUGGAGGGCAGGAAGAAGCUGUUUGAUGCCUCUGGCAACUAGAGAAACAACCACUUCUAAAAGAAAUCUCAGAUUUGUUCAUUUCUUAUUACUUAUGUCCGAUACAUUGAAUUAUGAAUUGCAAGCAGGACGAACACUAUCAUAACUAGGGUAGGCACUAAGUGCUUUUUAAAUUAUUUAUAGAAACAUAAAAUGGUGAGUAAGGCUGAAAUAUAUAUUAGAUAUAACCCCUUUUCUUUAAGACUAACGAUUUCAAGAUGUUUUGGUAAUUUAAUUAGUUUUUUAUGAGCUAAAGAUGUACGAGUGUCUGCAACAGUGCUUACAAGCAGCCUCGAGAUGGCAGCAGAAUUCUUUAAAAAUCCUCACAGCAUGCUUAGCGAUGUGUGGUCUUUUGUUUAGAGCGUACGCUGGAGAAAAACUGUUUGUCUCUAUGAAAUAGUACCUGCUUUAGUGUUAUCUGUUGUGAGAAACUGCCUUGUAUUUGCUAAACAUUCAAAUUGUACAGGUCAUUAAAGAUGUUUCCCAAAAUGAAUCAGUACAAUUGCUAUCUUUGUUGAAGGCUUUGUAGAGGCAGCAUGUCAUUUUGGUUUAUAGACCCUCAAGGUUCUGACAAUGCUUUGCUCAAAUGUGGAAAAUUAAAAAUAAAUUUGGGCUCUUUGUGAGACCAAAACUGAUCAAACCUGCGUAGUGAUGAUUGAAAACUGCCUCAGCCUUCACAGUUGCAGAAAUAAGACAGUGGGACUAAGAAAGCAUCACAAGAGGGCCGCCACAGCAAGAACUUUCACACUUCAUACAUGUGGGAUAUGAGAGACGCAAGAAUGGUGAGGACAGAGGGUCUAUUUUGGUGAGCCACUCACAUGAGUGCUGGAAUCUAUAUAUCUACCCUCUUCCAUCCCAUCCUGUCUCAGGAAAAAGACGCCUGCGAGUACUCGUCAUUCACUGAAUCAGACUUAAAGAGGAGGUAUAGAGAGCUGCAAAUAUGUCUGAAGCGUAAAAACCAAAGCCGAAGAUCUCUGCAUCUCGCAGACUGUUUUUGAAGACCAAACUGCUAAAGAAGGCCAUGACAAUGCUGGAUGGUGAAAUACAAUUCAAGCAAGCUGAGCGAGAGAGGAUCCUUGCUGAGAGAGUGCCAGCGCUCCAAGUUUCAGGCCUGUCUUUGCAGGAACUACAGAAUCUAUGCAAAGAAAUACACCAGAAAAUCGAUAAGGUUGAUGAAGAGCGCUACGAUUUUGCUGCCAAAGUGGCAAUCAACGACAAAGAGAUAAGGGAUCUGUCUCAAAAGAUCUUUGAGUUGAAAGGCAAGAUGAAGAGACCAAACCUGAGGAGGGUUAGGGUGUCUGCAGACGCCAUGCUGGGAGCUCUGCUGGGUUCCAGGGUCAAAGAGUCUGUGGACUUCAAGGCCAACCUCAAGACUGUGAAGAAAGAGGAGGAGAAGAAAGAAGAGGUGACUGACUGGCGUAAGAACGUAGACGCCAUGUCUGGAAUGGAGGGCAGGAAGAAGCUGUUUAAUUCUGCACAGUAGAUUAAUAGUGAAUAUCUCUAAAGAUGUU